Theobroma umbraticum is the source of this 740-nucleotide messenger RNA. Its product is annotated as protein BUD31 homolog 1-like. Lineage: Eukaryota; Viridiplantae; Streptophyta; Magnoliopsida; Malvales; Malvaceae. Gene Ontology annotation, biological process: mRNA splicing, via spliceosome. Gene Ontology annotation, cellular component: spliceosomal complex; nucleus. The record is from RefSeq and is a predicted model, not a curated record.
AAAAGGGUCGGGUCGACUGCUGGGUUUUAGGGAGAGGCCGGCGGAGGUUCCGUAAUUUUCUUCCCUAGUUGGUGGGAAGCGUAGUUUGGGAGGUUCUCUUGCAGAGUUACUUACAUUACAUUCACUCAUCUCAAGACAAGGGUACUUAGCUGUUUAAAAAUGCCUAAGGUGAGGACAAAUCGGAUCAAAUAUCCAGAUGGAUGGGAAUUGAUUGAGCCUACUCUUAGGGAGCUGGAUGCCAAAAUGAGAGAAGCUGAAAUUGAUCCACACGAUGGCAAGAGGAAAUGUGAAGGAUUGUGGCCUAUUUUCAAAAUUGCACAUCAGAGGAGCCGCUACAUUUUCGACCUUCACUAUAAGAGAAACGAAAUAUCUAAAGAGCUGUAUGAGUUCUGCUUGGAACAAGGCUAUGCAGACCGCAACUUAAUUGCUAAGUGGAAAAAGCUUGGAUAUGAACGUCUCUGUUGCCUUCGUUGCAUACAGCCACGGGAUCACAAUUUCAGCACAACUUGUGUUUGCCGCGUUCCUCAGCAUUUAAGGGAAGAGAAAGUAGUGGAGUGUGUGCAUUGUGGAUGUAGGGGCUGUGCUAGUGGGGAUUGAUUGACUUUUCCAGGUAUAAUAUUUCUCUCUUGCGAGAACUUAGCAUUUGCAUAUCUUGUACCCAAACCUUAUUUGUGGUUUAUGUAGAAUGGAUGUUUGUUACAUUCAACUGAACUAUAAUACGAAAGGUAUUUCUGACUUAU